AUGCAAAUUCCCGCAAGCAAUUACUUUCAAUCAAUUGAAAUUUUCUCGAGUAUUCUAAACAUUCAUCCAAUCGAAUAUGCAAAUGGUACACCGUUCGGCUCGAGCAAAACAUUACUACGGUUCGCGGAGGAAGGCUUGGUCAAUCGUUUUGGUGUCCCUUUGUUAAAUACUAUCAUUCUUUUGAGGAGUGGGAUCUGUGUUAUUUGGGCUCAUUAUAGACUUUUGAGGAAUAAGAGUUGUUCUACUAGUUUAGCUUUGACUUGUGCGCGAAACCAAUAUGCGAUUUCCGUGUUUUGGUGGCCAAACCCGCGUUCGUGGAAUAAAAGUAUAUGCACCAAAUGA
Anisakis simplex (herring worm) is the source of this 342-nucleotide messenger RNA. The record is from the annotation of a GenBank genome assembly. NCBI's taxonomy places the organism in Eukaryota, Metazoa, Nematoda, Chromadorea, Rhabditida, Anisakidae.